AUGGGCAUCAUUGAGAUAGGCUCUCCAGGACAAACAAUUGACGUCCAGUUUGACACUACCUUCAACGGAGUGCUCAUUCGGUCUACCCGUGAGAAUGUCACGGAUAUAGAUGGCAUUCUAGUAUAUAACAGCAGCAACUCUCAGUCAUGGGGUUAUAUUUACAACUCUAUCACUGAGAACACAUAUACACAGACCUUGGAGAAGGAUGCCUAUGCUGUAGCGUUCGCUAACACGGAAACAUUCAAUAUUGGCGGCGUGCUCUAUUCGGAUAUCCCAUUUGGCGAACUUGAACAAUAUUAUCCAAAUACACACGGACCAGCUCUUCCCUUUGGCGGAACUAGUGGGAUCAUAGGCCUCAACUAUAACUCGACGACGCAGUCUUUGCUUCCAAGCUUCAUGUAUGCCAUUCGGGAUCAGCUAAUAGAAUGGAAAUGCGCCCUUGACUCAUCCCGUGAAUGGCGAAAUGGUACUUGGAUGUUUGGGAGUCUGGAAAGCCUAGAUUACGGUGCUGCUAUCGCCUGGGCGGAUCGGAAUAUUAAUCAGCCCGCCUGGAGUUUUAAUAUUUCAGCGAUCUCCGCUGGCAGUCGAACGAAUCCCCCAAUCAGCACCUGGUCCGCCACAGUCUCAACAGCAGAGCAAUCCCUUGUUUGGCCGCAAAAGCUCCUAGACUGGUACUUCUCAGGCAUCGAAUCUACAUGGUCUGCUUUUGAUAACACGUAUCGCUAUCCGUGUAACGCGAGCCUACCCGAUUUCACAUUUGGCAUUGGAAAUGGGACAUUCACCAUUCCUGGUGCUUAUAUGCCGUACCAGCGUAAUCCAACCAGCACUACUUGCAUCUCUAUCAUCACAGGGGACAACUCUACAGAGUCGAGUCAUGAGUACACCUUUGGUUCCUGGUGGGCCCAACUAGGCGUGAUAAUUCUUGACUACGAACAUGGUCAAGUGGGCUUUAUGAACAAGUCGACACCAUUGCCGAAGUUUACCACCGCCGCCCUCGACAUCAUUGCAAUGAACUGA
Talaromyces atroroseus is the source of this 1017-nucleotide messenger RNA. RefSeq lists its product as hypothetical. The record is from RefSeq and is a predicted model, not a curated record. Lineage: Eukaryota; Fungi; Ascomycota; Eurotiomycetes; Eurotiales; Trichocomaceae. Bases 1 to 1017 code for a protein of 338 amino acids. The transcript is spliced from 2 exons. Gene Ontology annotation, biological process: proteolysis. Gene Ontology annotation, molecular function: aspartic-type endopeptidase activity.